AUGGCUCAACUCGACUCUGUUUCUCAGCUGAAACCUUUCAAGACAAUGUGGAAAAUUCGCGUGAAAAUCGUCAGGCUCUGGAGACAGUAUUCAGCACAAGGAGACGUUAUGGGGCAAAUUGUGGAGGUCUCCCAUCUCGAAGUUGUCACUGUUAAUGGGAAAGACACAAACAAAAUAUCACUGGAGCUUCGUGACCUUGAUGAUGCGCGUCUGCCUAUUGUUCUGUGGGGGAAAUUUGCUGCAGAUGUCAAUGAAGCUAUUCAAACCAGGGGUGAUGAGUCGAUAAUCUGUGUUUUGCGAUUUGGGAAGAUCAAAAUAUGGAAAGAUGACCGAAGCGUCUCGAACGCCUACAAUGUCUCAGAUGUGGCUCUCAAUCCAAUCAUGGCAGAAGUUGCUGAGUUUAAGUCAAAGUUACCAAAGGAUUCCAAUGCUUUAGCAAUUGUUGAAUCAAAAGCUGUGACUAUUGUUGAUGGAAUUACGGAGAAGGAGGACUUUUUUGUUCACACACCAAGAAAAACUAUCCUAGAAUUGCUGGAAUGUAAACAGGUUGAGCAGGGAAUAGUGCUAUGCACUAUCGCUGCCAUUGAUAGCGAUAUGGGCUGGUACUAUCUUAGUUGCAAGGUGUGUGCGAAGAAGGCUUUACUCAUCCCAAAUGAAAAUGAAGAUGAUGGAGAUGAUGGAAAUGGUGAUGGAUUCACUUACUAUUGUGUCAAGUGCAAAGUAUACAAGCCCAAACUCAUGCCUAGGUACAAACUGCAUGUUGUCGUUUUGGACAAUACUGGGAAUGCUAAGUUCCUCCUUUUUGAUAACCUUGCUUUCCAACUCCUUCAUACUCCGUGCCUUGAAUUGACUGGCCCCAAUGUUACUGAGAUUCAAGAACCCAAUGAAAUUCCUCAGGCUCUUACCAAUUUAAUUGGAAAGACGUAUCUAUUCAAAAUUGGUGUUGAGAAGGAAAAUUUUGUCUACAAGCAUGACACCUUUAAAGUGUUGAAGAUCAUCACCAAUGAGGAUACGAUCUCUGAAUUUCAUGAGACAAGUGGUUCGGUUGGUCCAGAUUUAUCCAUACAAUCUGAAGCACCUGAGGGUUCACUCAUGCUAUCAGGUGAUAGUUCUAACCAGACAGAAUCAAUGGCUUUGACACCAGCCAAACGCAAAGGAGCCCUUAUUGUAAACUUGGAAGAAACAUUCGAUCAGAAUUCUGUGACAAGAACCCCCUGUACCACAAGAAUCAAGAAGGAGAAGAAUGAAAAAAGUGGCUAAAGAGGAAUUUUUGGUUUUUGGGUUCGAUUAGAGGCAUUUUCGUGUUUUUUUAAUGUU
Molecule: messenger RNA, 1317 nt
Organism: Raphanus sativus (radish)
Lineage: Eukaryota; Viridiplantae; Streptophyta; Magnoliopsida; Brassicales; Brassicaceae
Product: replication protein A 70 kDa DNA-binding subunit C-like
Exons: 10
Coding region: 1-1260 (419 amino acids)
Biological process (GO): DNA replication; DNA repair; DNA recombination
Cellular component (GO): nucleus
Molecular function (GO): DNA binding
Source: RefSeq, a predicted model, not a curated record